UGCCUGCAUCCUGGUGCGGUCGUGCUGUUGCGGGGCGCAACCGGUAGCGCGGAGCUCCGGGGCCUGGAGCAAUGUCGGGUGGCUGAGAUUGGAGCUGCGGAGUUGCUGUGUCGGUGCUCUGGUGUUUGCCGGUUGCGGUUCUGGUGCUCGGUGAGGGGUCAGGGAGGGACGCGGAGGGGGCGGUGUGGUCGGUGAAGCCGUGCUGCGUGCAGCCCCGGGGCUUGGAGCCGCGUGGGGUCAUUGAGCGGUGCUGUGCGAGGGGGCUGCGGCCGUAAUGUUCGGUUGGGAGCCCAGUAGGUAGCAGCUCUAUUAACUGAGUCCUCGGCCGGCCCUAAUGCCCAGCUGCGUGCGUGCUUCUCCUAGCCAGAGUGCCCAGAGCCCCAGCGGCUGUUAGUUCUGAGCAGCCUACUGGCUGCAGCCCUUGCUGCCCGCUCCUCGCAGCCUGCUGGCCUAGAGGUGGUUCGGCUGAGGCCCGGUGUUUGCAGCCCCGAUACCAAAUCCAGAUCGCAGAGCCUGACCGCUGAACCCCACCGCUGCUGCACCAUGCCGUGCCGCCGUGAGAUGCUGGCCCUGGUGGCCGUGCUGGGCUGGCUGCUGGUGCUGCUGCUGGACCUGCAGGUGCUGGCACUGCUGUGUGGGACCGCAGCAGUGCUGGGUGGGUGGCUGGGACCCCGAGCUCUGAGCAGGCCAGGCUGGAGGCUGCGCUUAGAGCGCUUUGCUGGAUCCUUGCGGCCGGCAGCACACAGCCCUGAGGCGGAGGAGCUGCUGGAGCAGGAGAUCAGCAGCACCGUCAGGAAAGUGGUGAGGGACUUCGUCUCCUCCUGGUACCGCACUGUCAGCAGUGAGCACGCCUUUGAGGCUGAGGUGGAGAAGGCCAUGAUGGGGCUGGCAGCUGAGCUGAGGCGGCGGAUGGCACGGGUUGACCGCCAGGCCCUGGCCCGCCGGCUGCUCCUGCUGUGCGGCCAUCACCUGCAGAGCUACCUGCAGGCCCUAAGGGGACACGGGCUGCUGUGGGAGGAGUACCGCCGGGUCGCGGGCCUGCAUCCAGCCCUCUGCAGCCCGGCGGCUGAGGUGAGCUAUGCCCGCGCCUCUGUGGAGCUGCUGCUGCGGGCUUUGGUGCCUUGGCCCCACCUGGAGACGCGGACAGGUCGCUUCGUGGUGGUGGAGCUGGUGGCCUGCAACGUGCUGCUGCCUGCCAUCAGAAAGAUGGCUGACCCCGACUGGAUCAACCUGCUGCUGGUUGGGGCCUUCCCCAGGAAGGCACAGGGCGAGGAGCCCAGCCCUGCAAUUCCAGUGCCAGACUCUCUGCCUCUCACAGUUCAGCUGGGUGCUGCCCCAGCUGUACCGCUUCUAUCCCCAUCACCUGGGCGAGAAGCAGGGGCUGGUGGUGAGGAUGGUGUGGAUGUGCCGUGUGAGCCACCCUGUAGUGAGGGGGUUGUCUUGAGGCCACGAGGCCUGGGCUUGCUGUUCCCUUAUGAGGGUUUGGAGCUGGAUUCUCCAGGCCAGGAUGUGGAGCUGCUGGCACCAUCACCUGCUGGGGAGUUUCUUGAUGAGCAUCUCCCUGAUGUUCCCGCUCUGUUGGAGGGAGCAGACACUUCAGAGGAUGGGAUGGGGGAUCUGGAGGAUGGCCAUACCACCAGUAGUGAUGCUGGACUGCUACUCCCAUCUGCUUAUGUUCUGGGCUCCUGCCCUGACAUCCAGAUUGAUCCAGUGAUGGAGACAGAGGAGGACAGUCCCAAGAAGUGCUCUGUGCAGCGGCCCUGCAGCUUGGGGAAAGAAUUGGGAACACCAGAGGCCCUGCCACAAAGCCCUUCAGACCCUGUUCAGCCCCUUCCCCUGCUUUCAUCCUCCCCGACUGCUCCCAUCAGCACCUUCAGCUUUGAGCCCCUCAGCAGCCCCGAUGGACCGGUGGUCAUCCAGAACCUGCGCAUAACCGGCACCAUCACUGCCCGUGAGCACAGCGGGACUGGCUUCCACCCCUACACCUUGUACACCAUCAAGUAUGAGACAGCCCUGGAGGGUGAGGUUGCAGGCAGCCUUCAGCAGAUGGCCUACCACACUGUGAACCGCCGCUACCGGGAGUUCCUCAACCUGCAGACCAGGCUGGAGGAGAAACCGGAGCUCCGCAAGUUCCUGAAAAAUAUCAAAGGACCAAAGAAACUGUUCCCUGAUCUCCCAUUUGGAAAUAUGGACAGCGAUAAAGUGGAAGCCAGAAAAAGUCUGCUGGAAUCUUUCUUGAAGCAAUUGUGUGCAGUCCCUGAGAUUGCAAACAGUGAGGAGGUGCAGGAGUUCCUUGCUCUGAACACGGAUGCCAGGAUUGCAUUUGUCAAGAAGCCCUUUGUUGUCUCCAGGAUAGACAAGAUAGUUGUAAAUGCCAUUGUGGACACCCUGAAGACAGCAUUCCCCAGGUCAGAGCCCCAGAGCCCCACAGAGGAUCUGAGUGAGUCUGAAGUGGAUGGGAAAUAUCAGCCAGAUGGGAAGAAGGCAAACAAGUCCAGGCUGAGGUUCCCAUCCAGCAAAAUCACUCCAGUGCUGAGUGUGAGUGAAGCACAUGACAGGAUUGUGUACUCCGUGAGGGAGGGCAGUGCUGUCUCUGGCACGCUGUCACUGGCUGCUAUGGAGUCCUUCAUCCAGAAGCAGGAGAAGCUGCUGGAAGCAGUCCCCAGCAAAGCUCCUGAGGGUGAGGGGAGUGAAGAAGCCAAGGAAAAAUGUGUGCAGGAGGAUACAGAUGGGCUGAACACGUUGGAGCAGGGAGCACAUCUGGACACGGACUCUGAGACUGCUUUGGCUGACCUGGCCCUGGACUUGCUGCGUUUGCUGCUGAUGGAUCACUGGAGCUGGCUGUGCAUAGAGAAUAUCCAGAAGGUCUUCCACCUGCUCUUUGGGACCCUCAUUCAAAGGUGGCUGGAAGUCCAGGUGGUCAACCUGACCUGCACCCAGCGCUGGGUGCAGUACCUCCAGCUGCUGCAGGAGUCCAUCUGGCCUGGAGGAGUUCUGCCAGAAGUGCCCAAACCAGCCAGGACAGAGGAACAGAAGAAAGCAGCUGCAGAGCAGGCCCUGCAGAGCCUGAUGGGGAUCUUGCCUAGUGAGUGUGUCCCAAAGAUGUCACCUGCCAUUGAGGAUGUGGUCCAAGAAAUCCUUGGAACCGAUAAGUGUCGCAUGAGCUGGAGCCUGGUGCUGGAGUCCUUGGGCCAUCCUGUUAUAAACAGGCACCUGGUUUUCUGCCUCUUGGACAUUCUGCUGGAGUUCUUGGUUCUGAAAGGCUCCAGUGAUGAGCUGGAGACUGCAACUGUCGUGCCAUCUGACUCUAGUGGUCUGGAGAAAGCAGGUGGUGCAGCACAUUAACAAGGGCUGGUGUAGCCAGCAGUGAAGGAGAGAAGCCACAGUCAUGGGCUGAUUUAAUUUUUGAUGCUUACUGAACAUGUCUGGGAGCUUCUUGUUAAGAAUUCUUCCAGCUGUAACUAAAUGAGGCUGCUUCCAGGCUUCUCUGUUUUGUCUGGGUGAUGGAUUAGACCCAGUGUCGCUGGCUGAUGAGCUCUUUCUGCCAUGUAGAACCUGUUCCAUUGCUGAUCUGGUGGAGAGCCUGGGCUGAAGCUUUCUGACUUCUGUGCAGCUGGAUGGUCUGAGAAGGAUGUGCAGGCUGCCCACAGAUGCUGCUGGAAUGUCAUGUCCUGCCCAUGUGCCUGACCAGUCCUAAUGUAUAAAGGCAGAUGGCACACAAGCUUUGCUUCUGUGACUUCAAGCUCCACCUGGCACUGGCAUGCAGAGAUGUGGUGUGAUGGUAUCUAGCUGACAGGUGAUGGGAAGGCCAAAUGCUGUCCCUGCUCUCUCUAAGCAGCCUGCCCUGUGCCAUCUGUUUUACCAGAAGGAAGAUGGGGAGUGGAUGGAGUGUGAUGACAUCAGCCACGGAGUCAGCCAGGAACUCAUCCCUGCAUCCCACGUGAUUGGGAAGCUGGAAGACAAGCUGUCUCCUUGCUGCCACGCUGACACAGUCUUGUUCUGGCAUCUUUUGCUGACUGAAUAUCAAGAGGCAAGUUGGGUAGACUGAUCCUAGGAAAGAGAACUGUUCCCUUGCCUUGAAGAGGACUGGUAACUUAAGUGGACUUCAGGAUGACUGUGUAUUUUGCCUGGUGGGUCAUAGUUCAGUCCCACAGACAUUCACUUGGAGGGCACAGGAGAGAAGGAGCUGACCUCUGUGUGGCACACAGCACAUAAAUUGUGUCCUGCACAGUGCUCCUCACAGCGAGCUCCGGGAGAGGAGUGAACACCUCUAAGGCCAGAAGGAAUGCUGAAUGUGUGCCAGGGGGUGUCAGCUGUUAAAUGGCCUUCAGAGCAGCACCUUACCUCUGCCAGACCAAUGACAAGGACCUGGAAAGUGCAUGCAAGCAGACCUGUCUGUAUUUCUGCCAGGAUGUGGAUCACUGAACUGAUCAGUGCAGGACUUUGCAAAUCAAGGAGAUGCUGCUCCUGGUGUUCUCAACAGAUUAAAGCACUGGAAAGAGGAGGCAUUGCAAGAGGAAAGCAUGCAAGAUCUCAGCUAAUUUCCAUGUUACUGUACCAAGUGGUGCUUUUCAUGCAGUUUCUUGAAGCGCUGAGAUCAUGUAAUGUGAACAUGUACACUACUGGCAGCAGAGCCUCUGCCCUUCCCAGAGACAGCUGCUUAAUGAUGGACACAUGGCUGUGUUUCUUCAUGCUUCUGGUGUGUGUCUGCCUGCCUGUGUUGUGCAAUAAAUACUGGGAAGGAGUA
This is a messenger RNA of Lagopus leucura (white-tailed ptarmigan), 4747 nucleotides long. It is a transcript of the gene SNX19, whose product is annotated as sorting nexin 19. Lineage: Eukaryota; Metazoa; Chordata; Aves; Galliformes; Phasianidae. The transcript is spliced from 11 exons. Bases 544 to 3345 code for a protein of 933 amino acids. Gene Ontology annotation, cellular component: intracellular membrane-bounded organelle; early endosome membrane. Gene Ontology annotation, molecular function: phosphatidylinositol binding. The record is from RefSeq and is a predicted model, not a curated record.